ACCGUGACGGGAAGGAUCCUACAUGUCAGACUUCAGAAGGCGCAUCAUUCUAUUGACAUUGUUGGGAUCUACCAACAUGCUCUGCAUCUGGAGGCGCGGAAACAAAACCUUCAUCAGCGACAUCAACUGUGGGACCAACUAGGCUCUGUGGGUACCGAAUACGCCACGGCAGUCAAGUACCCAGAUGCAGGUGAGUUUGCGGCCCUCCUUGAGGUUCACAGCCUUGUUGUUCUCAACAGCUGGGUCAGACAUAGACAUCAGCAUACCUUUGUGGGUGCCAAGCAUCAGUCCACCAUCGACUUCACGCUUACGCGAAGGCAUCAUGCAGAUGGACUUGCUCGACAGGCCAGGCCGCACCCUCAUAUCAAUUUUAGUCCUUGGCGCCUGGGCGGCAGGCACCUGGCGAUCGCAUCCAGCAUUCCGCUGCACCCUGGGUGGACUUGUGCCUCAGUACGCCGACCUGCGCCUCAGACACGGUACAAUAAGAUGCAGCUGGAUCAGGAAGCCAGACUCGGCGGUCCUCGUAUUCAAGCCCUUCGCACAGCCCUUCAAGAAUACCUGCACCAGGUACGUGAUCCUUCUCCUGAACUAGUCAACAAGUUUUUGCUGCGCAAGGUCAUUUUCCUCUUCCCCAAACAACCGACGCCCAGAGAGCCCAGAGCUUGGCAAAUGCCAGUGGUGCAAGGAGCUGUUUCCACCAUGUGGCAGGCCAGACGUGAGCUUCGACAGAUACGACAGGUGCAUUGCACAGCACUACGAGCAUGCAUGGAGGCUUUCAAGAAGUACACUGUUUUCAUCAGGGCCUAUAAACUUCUCAAACAGCAAGACAAGACGGCCCGCAAGGCACUUCUCAACAAAGAGCUCGCCCUUGCAGCUGAAGGGGAAAUUCUACGAGAUACUGAGGAGCACCACACCAUUGUUCGGCACUUUGAGCAGCUCUUUCAGUCUCUUCAAGAGCCGGAGCCAAACAACAUUGUGCUGAGUACCACACUACAGGUCACGGAGAAAGAUCUCUAUGAGGCGCUCCAACAUACCAAGUAUGGAAAGGCUGUUCCGAGAUCCUCAGCCCCUUCCAGUGCAGUCAAGUGUUGUGCGGAUCUCCUGGCACAGGCACUGGUGGGCUCAGUGAACGCCAGCCUGAAUGGGCAGUCUACUCCGGAGCUGUGGGUAAACAACGGCCCUGUGGAGCUUGUGGUGCGCGGCCCCUACACCGUACCCAGCAUCGAUGCAGAGUUCUCUAUCAACUUUGCUUGCUACGGCAUGCCCACCUUCAGGCUCUUCGCGGCGUCGCCUGCAUCAGCCAUAGCCUCAGCUCCCUUCAUGGAACAGACAGGAGCAGAGGCCCUGCAGGAGGUCCGCCAGAUGUUUCCGCAUCUUGCGGCAAGGACGGGGCAACCGGAGGCGCCGGAUGCGGACAUGAGUGCAGCCCCAGCCCUGGGACGCCGAGACCGGGAGGAGAGCUCACAAGAAACCCCGGAGAAGUACCCGAGGCCAGCAGGCAAGGGCCAAGCUCCGCCGACGGGGAAAAGUGCGGCGGAGGAAGCUCCAACCACUGCCCCCGUGACGGGGGACCCGGCACCGAAAGCUGCAGCGAGCUCGCCGGCUCAGCAACGCUCGCAGCAGGGACAGCAGGCGGGAAAGACCAACAGCGGCCGAGUACGGCAGUGGACUCAGGAGGAGUGGGAUUCCUGGACAAGCUGGGGGCAAAACAAUCGGGAGCUCACCACGAAGGAACUUCAGAGAGAAGUCGAAAACCUUCGGGAGAAUGUUCGACUCCUGGCCCGCAUCUCAAUGCGGCACGAGGACGAGCUGAGCCAGAAGAGGACUGAAACGGAAACGGACUUUAUCCUCACACUGGAGGUGGCUCCAGCCGAUGCCACCCCGGACCAGGAAGGAAAGGUCAACAACUCCUUGCGACUUACUUUGUUCAUCGGCCUCCUCAUGUACUACGAGCUCAAAGUCCACGAGGCGACAGCCUCAGCCGAAUCCCUGGAGCAUCUGGCUCAGCUGGGGUAUCUUCGACAGCUGGAGGGAAAUCCAGUCUGGAACUACCUGCGAUGGAGCUACGACAAGGAGGAAUUGGAAACAUCCGAGCAGCCUCCAUUGCCGGAUGCGGAGCUCCGCUCCCUGCUGACGGUUUUGAAGGCCAGCAUCGGUGCCCCCGGCGUUUUGCUUCGAUUCCACAGCUCGAGGAAGUUGGUGGAGCAGCACAAGUCGGCGGUGACCUUCUUUCUGGGAAUCGGAAUGAGGGAUCCGCAAGCCCGCAUCUGUUACCGGGCCCUGCAGCAGCUAUGCUUCAGCUCGAGCACCCAGCUGAUCAAGAUGAGGCUGAAGCCGGUCAAGAUGGAAAGGCAGCCCCUUGUGAAGAUCCUCCAGGAGAAGUUUCCAGCGCCGCCCGCCCGAAGCGAGGAGCAGCGAGUGACCUUCCUGGCUCGAACUCAGCAGCAGUGGCGAAAAGGGAAAGGUCGAGGCAAGGGCAGCCAGCAAGAGGGCAGAGGCCGAGGCAGCAACGAUCACCAGGAGAGGGAGGAGAACUCCCUGGAGGCUGCGGCGAGGUCCUUCAAGAGCCAAUGA
Symbiodinium necroappetens is the source of this 2574-nucleotide messenger RNA. Lineage: Eukaryota; Dinophyceae; Suessiales; Symbiodiniaceae. The record is from the annotation of a GenBank genome assembly.